This is a messenger RNA of Vitrella brassicaformis, 1605 nucleotides long. The record is from the annotation of a GenBank genome assembly. Lineage: Eukaryota; Vitrellaceae.
GAACGAUAGAAGGCCUGGGCAGAAGGCCUUGACAGAAGGCCCGUCCUGUGACGAUGGACAAGACGGCAGGCUUGCAUUGCCAAAACGCGGCGAAUUCGACGCGUUGUCGUGGUAGUUGUGUUGGUCAUGCUGCGCGGCGGACGAGGUGGUGGAUAUGGACAGGGGUCGGGUGGACUUGGUCGUGGCGGCCGAGGAGGCGGUGAGUUUGGACCUGGUCCGGCUGGUCGGUGCUUCGUCUGCGGGAGCGUCAUGAACCAGCUGCGAGAUGGCCGUCGUCGCUGCCCAUACCACGACCAACACUUCGCAACGGUCUACCACCAGACGAGUCUCAAAGGCUGGCUGGGCAUCCGCGUAUGCGAGGGAGGGAGGCGGGGGAGGCGAGAAGGGAGGGAGGUUUGCGCCAAAUCAUGCUGCCUGUGUGUCUAUUUCCGUUCAGGAGGAUGGAUACAUCCAUGGGAGCGUCAGUGACGGCAUGAUCUACGCCUCGCCCACACCGGAGAAGACCUUCUCCUGCGCUCGCCACAAGUACGACAGACACACAGAUCUGUAUGCACCACGACCCUUCCUGCAUCGUCUGCAUUGUGUAUGUGGUUAGGGGCAUCAUCCUGGAGAUUUCCGUCCGCCGUUCCUACCUGGACUUCACCUGCACCGAGCCUGGCAAGGUCCGCUUCAGCCCCAAAAAGGACUACAACAUCAACAAGAGCGUCAUGGUGGGCGAUACCCCUGACUCCGUCCCUCACAGUCGCCAGUGGACCAACGAGCACAUCCAGGUCAGACACCUGGUGGGAUGCACCUGCGGAUGCACCCCUAGCAGCGGUGGAAACGGGGUGUGAGGAGGGACAAGGAGGGGGAGGGGAGAGGAGAGGGGCUGGGGGAUGGUAGCGUGGUGCUGGUGUGAUUUUAUCCAUUCUCUUGGGUGUCCGUGUGCCUCGUGGGUCCAUGUUCAUGCAUGCCCCUGUUUGUCUGGCUGAAGAAAACGGCACUGCAGGAGGUCUCAUAUAUACUGUGUGUGUCUUUAUGUGCACGAGGCAAAUGGCCUCGUUUCUGUUUUGUCCCGCACGUCUUUUGCGUUUGUCGAGAGAGGGUGUCGCGUGUGUGUGUCGCGUGUUGGUCGAUUCAUGCACACAGCCCGGGCUGCCGAAGGCACUUGGGCGCCGUUUCUCUCGUGGUUGCGAUGUGAUGAUUAGGCCGGCUUGCCUCUCGGCUGGAUGGUGCUGAUGUAUAUUUGUACACGACUGGAUGGCUGGUUUUUGAUUGAAGUGCGUUCCAACGAGGGCAUGUAGGUAGCAACUCACCACCGUAAGCAGUGCUCACGUCUGUCUGUCUGUCUGUCUGUUGGUCUGUACGCACACAUCUAUCCGUCCACCCACACCUACGUGUUGAGUGCAAUGUCCUUGUGUGAAUGUGUGUAUUUGCGUCUGUGUCACUUCUGUGUGCGCGGCUUGUGAUCAUGAGUCUGACAAUCAGCUCACCCAGUCGGCUGCAUCAUCGAUGCACUGGCUGGUGUGCCGAUGUUGGCCCCGGUCACAGGCAGCGCAUACAGGAGACACAUGCACGUGUGCAAGACAUUCCAUGAGGACACGCAAUUCAACGCCUUGUUUUUUA